AUGUCUGGAACAACCACUGAUGCCAACUCAAAUCGAGUGCCAGACGAUUCGACACAAACCCCACGAGAGGCCCAAGAUGUAGCCAUCACUGAUGCUAAUAUCGGAUCUAGUGGCCGUCCAGGUAUUCGGACUGGAAAGGGUGGUCCGAAGCAAUCUCAGAAGGUCAAGUUCUCUGUGGACGGUGGUGAAGGCUCGAAUGAACAAUAUGAUACCAGACCUCGGGAUACUUUAGGCCAUCCUAUUCCAGAGAUACGAGUGCCUAUAUCGGAGGACGUUGCAGACCAUACUCUUACUCCGCCAGAUUGGGAAGGAAGAACGAAUGCUGCGGCUGCUCAUGCAUUGACUCGAGCCAGUCGAUUGGCAAAUAGACUGAGCACUCCCGGCACGACAAUGGUGCCCUCAGGGUCUAGUACACCUAUCUACAACCCCCACAGAGGCAAUGCAGAUUAUGCGUCCCCUGACACAUCCCCAAAGACCAAACCACUCAACGACUGGCCGAUCAACAUUGGCGAUAUUCCCAUGACGACACUUGACCGAGAGAAGCGGCCAUAUAGCUUUCACGAUGACACGACUGAUGACGACACCGAAGUUGAUGAGCCAAAGCCACUGAAACGUGAGAAUGAAAACUUCGAAGAAGCACGGCGGAUAUAUCGAACUCUGACGAGUGGUCACAAUCUAUCACAGUUGCAAGAACAUUCAAGGUACGUCAGACGUGCGGAUCGCGACGGUCUAGCCGCCGCGAUACAACAUAUAAGCUUGAUGAAUCCUCGGCUUACAUAUUACAGAUCUGGAACAGCAACACCCGCCAUCGACAAGCGUCUUCAUGAUGUUGACUACGUACCUGUGCCAGAUGAGUAUCGACCGGGGAUUUUUGGUGCCAUUCUAUCGUCAAAAUUGGCCAAUCUGCAGCGCCAUGAGAAUCUCCUUCCACUUUACCAUGAAGAUGCCCCCUCCCAGGGGCAAAAUAAGACACAUCAUAAAGAAUCUUACUCCAAAGCACAUUCGAGGUCGAACUCAGAAACUUUGAAUUCUUCGGGGCAGUCGUCUGGGCGUGCUACGCCCUCUAAGCGACCUAAGUGGUACGAUUCAGACAAUCAAUCCACAGGAUCCAUGGCAACUUUAUUGGCACAAGCUUCGAUAGCUUCCACUGCUGCAGCUGCUCCAGGAACAAGUGGAUAUGUUCCCAGACCUCAUUUACCGAGGGCAAAGUCAUCUAGCAGUAUGAUUGCCACUGCAGUUGACAUGAUCAAGCAUCCUGGUAAUCACUUCCACAUUAAAUUAGAGCAGAUAAAACAAGCUGAAGAGGAGGAGAGAGUUAUUCAGGAUGUCGCCGAAAUAAUUGCCUGUCGAAAAUAUCUGAAGAAAUUGGCACGAUCGUUAAUGGCCGUUGGUGCUCCUUCCCACCGCCUGGAAGAAUAUAUGAAGACGUCAUCAAGAGCUCUCAAUAUCGAUGGCGACUUUCUCUACUUACCCGGGUCCAUGCUUGUAUCGAUCAAUGACAAGUUGACCAUGAGCACAGAAGUUACGCUGGUAAGAGAAUCUCAAAGUGUUGAUCUUGGAAAAUUCAAGGACGUCUUCGAAAUUUAUAAAUGCGUCAUACAUGGCAAGUACACCGCUCAAGAAGGCACUGACGAGCUCGAAACUAUCAUGAAGAAGCCACAACGCCAUAGUGAAAUGUUGCGCAUUUUUGCCUACGGUGUGGCGGCUGUAGCGGUGGGGCCAUUUGCGUUCGCCUCUCGUCCAGUGGACUUCGGACCCAGCUUCAUUCUUGGAUGUGUGCUUGGAUUCCUACAGCUUGUCGUGGUCACCAGAUCACAACAAUUUUCCCAUGUUUUCGAGGUGCUUGCUACAGUGAUCAUCGCAUUUGUCGCUCGUGGUCUCGGUUCAAUAUAUCAUAAUGGCACGCCCGUUUUCUGCUUUUCAGCAAUAGCACAAAGCAGUAUUGCCUUGAUCUUGCCCGGUUACACUGUGCUUUGUGCGGCCCUUGAACUGCAGAGCAAGAACAUGGUGGCCGGAUCGGUUCGAAUGGUCUAUGCCAUUAUAUAUUCCCUCUUCCUCGGUUUUGGUAUAUUGAUUGGGAGUGUCAUCAUGGGCUUGAUCUACCCCGGGGCACAAAGCGACGUGACAUGUGACAUUCCUGCGUGGUGGAAUACCGACAACCUCGACUUCAGACUGAUAUACGUCAAGUUUAUCUGGGUACCAAUCUUUGCAAUAUGUCUAGCCAUAAUCAAUCAGGCCAAGUGGCGUCAGGUUCCCGUCAUGACCUUGAUCGCCUUCGCCGGGUAUCAAGCCAAUUUCUGGGUUUCUACCCGCAUCGCCAAUAACAUACAAGUAUCGAACGCGAUCGGAGCAUUUGUGAUCGGAUGUAUGGCCAACCUAUACAGUCGCUUUUUCCAUGGUCUGGCCGCUGCGGCAAUGUUGCCCUCAAUCUUUGUUCAGGUGCCAAGUGGUCUAGCAGCAAGUGGAAGUCUAGUCGCAGGCAUUACUAGUGCCAAUCAGAUCAGUGGGAAUGCCACGGGUGUCAGUAUCAUUAACAAUGGCACGGCGGGAUUCUUGAGUGCACAAGAUGGAGGAGCCAAUACGAACGUCUAUUCUGGGACGAUCUUCAAUGUUGGAUAUGGUAUGGUGCAAGUGGCAAUUGGAAUUAGUGUUGGACUGUAUUUGAGCGCUUUGGUUGUAUAUCCUAUUGGCAAAAGGAGGAGUGGUUUGUUCAGCUUUUGA
This is a messenger RNA of Exophiala bonariae, 2721 nucleotides long. RefSeq lists its product as uncharacterized. Bases 1 to 2721 code for a protein of 906 amino acids. Gene Ontology annotation, biological process: transmembrane transport. Gene Ontology annotation, molecular function: transmembrane transporter activity. NCBI's taxonomy places the organism in Eukaryota, Fungi, Ascomycota, Eurotiomycetes, Chaetothyriales, Herpotrichiellaceae. The transcript has 4 exons. The record is from RefSeq and is a predicted model, not a curated record.